GCUCUCAUCAGCGAAGAAGCAAUCGAAGCUCAUCCCAAGCCGCCAAGUCGAAAAAAUCAAGCACCAUGAAGGUCGUCGCAUUUCUCGCUUUCUUCGUUGUCGUCGCUUACGCUUCGGCUGACGUUCUUCCUCAAGUCGUUUACGACGGACAGAUGGAGGAGAAGGAUGGAAGGAUGACCAAUCUCGAAGACGUUGACACCGACGCCGGAUUGCCCGAAAGCUCCGAUCUUACGCCAAUCAGACACCGCCGAGUCACUUGCGAUCUCUUGUCCUUCACAACCCCGUGGGGUGGCGUCAAUCACGCUGCAUGUGCUGCCAGGUGUUUGGCCCAGAGACACAAGGGUGGAGCAUGCCAAAACGGAGUCUGCGUUUGCCGUGACUGAGGAUUCGGAAUUUGAUAUCAGCCUCUUUAUUCAAGAGGAUUGUACACUUCGUUAUUGAAUAUUUCUUAUUUUUAAACCACUUCAAGUAUU
Messenger RNA from Diprion similis, 473 nucleotides. It is a transcript of the gene Def2, whose product is annotated as defensin-2. Gene Ontology annotation, biological process: humoral immune response; defense response to bacterium. The transcript has 2 exons. Bases 66 to 383 code for a protein of 105 amino acids. Lineage: Eukaryota; Metazoa; Arthropoda; Insecta; Hymenoptera; Diprionidae. The record is from RefSeq and is a predicted model, not a curated record.